Molecule: messenger RNA, 1383 nt
Organism: Caenorhabditis remanei
Lineage: Eukaryota; Metazoa; Nematoda; Chromadorea; Rhabditida; Rhabditidae
Exons: 3
Coding region: 1-1383 (460 amino acids)
Source: RefSeq, a predicted model, not a curated record
AUGCCUGUCAUACCAGUACAGUAUGAAAGUUUGAAGGCGAUUUUGCCUUACAUGAACCCAAAUAAACGAUUCCAAAUCUCUCUGCGCAUACCGUCUAUAAGCUCCCUUGAGAGCCGUUUACCGCUGAAAAUCAAGAAUUUGACGUUUUCACAAAUAGAUACGAAAGUAAAUGAGGUAUCCUAUCGACUUGGUGUGCACCGCGAUUACGGGCGCAACGAACCUCCUCCGGAUGCUCUCCUUAUUAAUCAAGGGGGAGGGUCUCCCGAUGACAUUGAUCAAUAUGGAGUCUUUAUAUAUCCCGGGGAGAACAACGUACUUCCAGGAGAUAUCGAUUUGAGAAUACGAAUUCAACAAUAUGAUCGGUUUAUUACAGAUGAAGAGGAACAAAAUCUAGUCCAUGACCUGAGAAUUUUUAAAAUACUGCUGGCCGAACGGUUGAAUCAGGAAUAUAUUGAAGACAACGAAACCAGGAAUGCGGUUGUUGGUGGUCCUUGGAAUGCUUUCAUAGAGAUAAAAUAUCGAGAAAUCGUAAUGAACAGAUCUGUUGAAUUCAUUCAAAGCUGGAUUCAAUUACUUCGGAACCGGCUUAGUGGUUUUACUAAUCGUCGAAACAAUCAGAACCGGCCAUAUACUCCCUGGAUUCAAUUAUCCGUCUAUUCUCCAAAUGAAAUCACAAUUCAACGUGUUGCAUACAAUAAGUAUAUUUAUCAAGCAAAAAAGGCGGUGCACUCGAAACUGUUUGGAAAUCGUGGUUCGAGUAUUUCAGUGAAAAAUCUGAAAAUUGAGCUUCCCAAUCAAAUUCUUCGUUUUCCCGCCACAACUAUUCUGAAAAUCGAAAAUUUAGAAGUUGUACGUUGGAAUUCACUAGCAUUUGAACGGUUCAAGAAUAUCAUUCAUUCAUCAUCUCUUCCAAUUCGACAACUGAAAGUUUCAAGUAUUAUUUCUACUGAUGAUUUUCGACACACAGUUGCGAGAGAGGCAAAAAUAUUGAUUAUAAAUAAUCUUACCACUGAAAAUGAUUCAUGGACCCCAAUUCUUCAGAGCCUUCCCAACGAAAGAGUGUGUUUGAUGAAUGAGAACGAACGCGUUCCACCAAAUGAUUACAUGGAUUUGAUUGAGAAUUGGUUGGAGAGUGGGCGUCCGGUUGGGACCACUUUCUUAUUGGGAAUCAAAAACGAAGAGACCGUGAAGCAAUGUUUGGAUAAUCUGAGACAGAGACAGGAAGUUAUUGGAUCUUCUGAAAAAAAAGUUCAACUCCGUAUCAACGCUUUAUUGAUGCUCGAAGUUUCUUAUGAAAUGAUUAAACGACAUGGGAGAUUACUAAGAGAUGACCAAUCGAAGUGGUGGCUGAGACUAGCAGUUGUUCCGGGAAGAUAUGAUUAA